AUGGUGAAGAGAGUCUCUGGAAGCGGGAAGAAGAAGAAGAAGCUCUGCCUCGAAGAUUACAUCCACUUCUGCAACAAUCCCGACCGGCAUGAUUUCCUCAGAGAGCAGCUAGACGAGGUAUGUUAGUCUUCUCUACUCUGCAGAGAUGAUCCGAAUUCUCUUCUUCGGUUCCGUAAUGGUGGCGUAGCCAGCUUCCUGAUUGUUCAGGAGGCUGCUGCUUCGCUCUGCGUUUCUCAUAUUCUUGGAGAUCUUACGCAGAUCAUGAAGAUCUGAGAUCUGCUUCGCCCAUAGUUAGUUCAAAAAGACGAGGACUCCUAUCAAUGAUUUGUUAUUUUCUUCCUCAAUCGCUUUAGCAUUCGUUAAGGCUGUACCUGAUCAGCGAAUUUCUCUGCGGCAGAUCAUUUACUUGCACGGAUUCGCUCGGUCAACAAAUACCAAGGUAAUGCUCGCCAGGCUCCGUCCGGACCUCCUCUCUUAUUUUCUCAGAUUCAUCCAUCCACUUCCAGCCACAGUAGGAAUUCGGCUUUCCAUCCUCUCGAUUUCAUCUUGUUCCUGCAAGUAGGUGGAAAUGGCCCGCGCCGUGGCGGGAAUUGAACUGAUGCAGGCGGCGCGAUCGACGGUUCACGAAUGCAUCACCCCCUCCAAUCCCCUCACCGUGGAGGAGGUUCGAAGGGACCUCGAGUACAUUGGAUGGCAGGAGUGCCCUCUGAAAUCCGUCAAGAAAGUGGAGCCGGCGAAGGAUGCCUUGGAGGACUCCAUGGCCGUCGCCUGCUCCGCCACCGCCAAUUACAGCGCGGACUCUGCCGUCACCGCCCCGUUCCAGGCGAAGAAAAGCAGGAAGCGCGCCCCUCCUUCCCCUCCCAGUGCAAAGAAGGUCAGGAAGAGGAACAGCAAGGAGGCUCUCCCCACUCUGUCACUUGCUUCAACUUCUUUCGAGGUCUGA
Molecule: messenger RNA, 943 nt
Organism: Spirodela intermedia
Lineage: Eukaryota; Viridiplantae; Streptophyta; Magnoliopsida; Alismatales; Araceae
Source: the annotation of a GenBank genome assembly